This is a messenger RNA of Orycteropus afer afer, 894 nucleotides long. It is a transcript of the gene TGFA, whose product is annotated as transforming growth factor alpha. The record is from RefSeq and is a predicted model, not a curated record. Gene Ontology annotation, biological process: positive regulation of mitotic nuclear division; epidermal growth factor receptor signaling pathway; positive regulation of cell population proliferation. NCBI's taxonomy places the organism in Eukaryota, Metazoa, Chordata, Mammalia, Tubulidentata, Orycteropodidae.
AUGCUGGAGAAGCUCGCUAGUCCAGUUCCUGGCAGCGUCCCCAGCCCCUCGUCCCCCGCCCGGGAAACCCCCCAGGAGCGGCCUUCGGCUCAGGUGACCGUCGCCAGGGCUCCAUUACGCCGCCUAGAGCCUGGAAGUGGUUAUUGCGCCCCAGGACGCCCGGGCUCCAACGCGGGCGCCCACCUCGCGCACGGGGACCCGCGGGCCGCACCGCCCGGGCACUCUGGGUGUGGCGCAGCGCGGCAGGGUGAGAGCGCGCUGGGUCUUCCCUCCCUUUGCCAGCCCGCCCGCGCCGGGGGCCGGCCCUGCCUUCCCUGCGCCUUUUUCCCCCGCACCGCGGCGCCGCUCCCACACUCGGGCACCGCAGGUAGGGCAGGAGGCUGGAGCGCCUGCUGCCUGCCCGCCCGUAAAAUGGUCACCUCGGCUGGAGAGCUCGCCCUGUUCGCGCUGGGUAUUUUACUAGCUGUGUGCCAGGCCCUGGAAAACACUACAUCUCCCCUGAGCGCAGACCCGCCCGUGGCUGCCGCUGUGGUGUCCCAUUUUAAUGACUGCCCAGAUUCCCACAGCCAGUUCUGCUUCCAUGGAACCUGCAGGUUUUUGGUGCAGGAGGACAAGCCAGCAUGCGUCUGCCAUUCUGGGUAUGUCGGAGCGCGCUGUGAACACGCAGACCUCCUGGCUGUGGUGGCCGCCAGCCAGAAGAAACAGGCCAUCACUGCCUUGGUCGUAGUCUCCAUCGUGGCCCUGGCUGUCCUCAUCAUCACGUGUGUGCUGAUUCACUGCUGCCAAGUCCGAAAGCACUGUGAGUGGUGCCGCGCCCUCAUCUGCCGGCAGGAGAAGCCCAGUGCUCUCCUGAAGGGAAGGACUGCCUGCUGCCACUCAGAAACAGUGGUCUAA